AUGCCUUGCAAAUCGCGAUGGCCGUUGACAACACCGAACAUGUCUAUCCCAACGUUCAUGUUUGGACCGCCAGAAUCGAACAUUAAUAACACUGAAAAGGUUAUCAUCGACGCUAAACGUCCCGGUUCACACUUCUUAACUCUUCAUAGCUACCGACAAUGGUCUAGAAGAUUUGCAGCUGGCCUGGUUGCUGCCGGCUUGAAGAAAGGAGAUCGUGUAAUGCUCUUCUCCGGAAACGGAAUCUUCAAUCCGGUAGUGGUCAUGGGUGCGCUCAUGGCUGGUGGAAUCUACAACAGCGCGAAUCCUGCAUACACUCCUCGCGAGCUUCGCCACCAACUCAAAGAUGCAGAGCCUUCUUUUGUUUUAGCGGCAGACAAUUGUAUCGAAAAGGCGUUUGAAGCAGCAGACGAUCUUGGGUUUGAUAGGAAGAAGAUCUUUCUAUUCACCGAGCUCCCUACAGUUCAGCACGAUGCUACAUUCAACCAGGGCGACACACAGCAUUGGAGCUCGCUUGUCAGUGAUGCUCGUGCUGGCCGGCAGUUUAUGUGGGAGGAAUUCAACAGUAUGGCCGCCGCCGAUCGAACCGCCAUCUUGAUCUACUCCUCCGGAACGACUGGACUCCCCAAGGGUGUCGAACUAUCGCACAGAAGUAUCAUCUCAAAUAUGCUACAGUUGGAAAAAAUUCAACUUGCGGACAAGAGUAUCAGGAAGAGAUUGUGCCUCUGCGUUGUUCCCAUGUACCAUGCCUUGGGCCUCGUUUACUACAUUUUCUUCGCACCAAAAUGGGGGUUGGAAACAUAUCUGAUGGAAAGAUACAACUUACCGGAUAUGCUGGAUCAUAUCCAGCGGUUCAAGAUUACAGAGCUGGUGUUGGUACCACCGAUAUUGGUUGCAAUGGCCAAGCACCCGUCAGUCAGAGAUGGCACUUGCGACAUCAGCAGCGUUCGUAAAGUGGUCGCCGGAGCUGCGCCAAUCGGUAUGGAGGUCACAAAACAAUUCGAAGAAUUAUGGAACGGGAAAGUCCUAGUACGCCAGGCAUGGGGCAUGUCAGAAGCCCCGGCUAUCACAUUCUGCUGGGACGAGCGCAUGAGGACCGGUGCCUCGUCAGUAUCGAUUGGUGAACUUGUGCCAGGGGCCGAGGCCAAGCUUAUGAAGGAAGACGGGACCGAAGAGACAGGCAUAGGUAAACGUGGUGAGCUAUGGAUCCGCACCCCAAAUGGUAUGACUCGUUAUUGGGGAAACCGCAAGGCCACGGAGGACACAAUGACAAGUGAUGGGUGGUUGCAAACGGGCGACGUUGCAUUCUGUGACGAGCAAGACAGAUGGUAUAUGGUUGACAGGAUAAAGGAGUUGAUAAAGGUACGCGGCGCACAGGUCGCACCGGCAGAGCUCGAGGCUCUACUGCUUGAGCAUCCGCAGAUCGUCGACGCAGCUGUUAUUGGGGUCAAAACACCAACGGACGACGAGAAUCCUCGCGCAUAUGUUGUGCCUGCACCCUUGAAACCCGGAAUGACGUCUCUUCGCGAGGAUGAUGUUGUUGAGUUUGUCAAUACCCGUGUGUCCAAGGUUAAGCAUCUCACAGGAGGCUGUGUGUUCACGGAUGCCAUCCCGAAGAAUCCUUCCGGUAAAAUUUUGAGGAGGCAAUUGAGGGAUCAAGCAGCCAAGGAGGGAGAAUCUACCGCUAAGCUCUAG
Messenger RNA from Exophiala aquamarina CBS 119918, 1692 nucleotides. RefSeq lists its product as uncharacterized. The record is from RefSeq and is a predicted model, not a curated record. Bases 1 to 1692 code for a protein of 563 amino acids. Gene Ontology annotation, molecular function: CoA-ligase activity. The transcript has 5 exons. Lineage: Eukaryota; Fungi; Ascomycota; Eurotiomycetes; Chaetothyriales; Herpotrichiellaceae. Gene Ontology annotation, biological process: secondary metabolic process.